This is a messenger RNA of Physella acuta, 4179 nucleotides long. RefSeq names its product 1-phosphatidylinositol 4,5-bisphosphate phosphodiesterase delta-4. Gene Ontology annotation, biological process: intracellular signal transduction; lipid metabolic process. Gene Ontology annotation, molecular function: calcium ion binding; phosphatidylinositol-4,5-bisphosphate phospholipase C activity. The record is from RefSeq and is a predicted model, not a curated record. Lineage: Eukaryota; Metazoa; Mollusca; Gastropoda; Physidae.
UGGACCGUCUUCUGGUGGAGCUAGGCAGCGGCAUGCUACUGGAGAAGGUCAAGUCCAAGAGCAACAGGCAGCAACGGAACUUCUGCUUGGACCUGCAGAAGAAAUUCAUCUACUACGAACCGUCCAAGAAAAAACUCCACGAUUUGGCAAUUCCUUUCACCAAAUUAAAAGAAAUCAGAGAGGGGGAAAAGGAGUAUUCCAAGAAAUUUGCAGAAAAUGAAAAACACCUGUGUUUUGUGGUGAUUUACGACCCCCGGAAAUGCUUGUACCUGAAGGCGCCCAGCAAGGAGAGCAGGGACAAAUGGGUGCGGGCACUCCGGUUUUCCAUGGACCAGCUGGCUGACCAGAGGAACGCCACGGACAGGAACAUACAGCAAGCUUUCAAUAGAGCGGACGUCAACGACGACGGAAAUCUGGAUUUUGAGGAGGUCAUGAACCUCAUGCACGUGCUCAACGCUGACGUAGAGCGGAAGUACGCGAGGGAGCUGUUUGAGGCGGCAGACACCAACAGGAACAUCAGCAAACGUAAGGGCAGCGUGCUGGACAGGGAGGAGUUCGUCCAUUUUUAUCAUCGGCUCACUCGGCGGGUGGAGAUCGAGGAGGUUUAUCUGGGAUAUACAAAGGGCAAAGGUUGCAUGACAUUGCAAGAUUUGUUGUCUUUUUUGAGAAGUGGACAAAAGAUGGUUGGUGCCACUGAAGACCACUGUCGAAAAAUUAUAGAGGAAUUUGAAACGGAAAAAGAUUACAGAAAGAAAAAUCAGCUGAGUUUGGAAGCUUUCAGAAAAUUUUUGACCUCUGAGCGCCAGGAACUCUUUAACCCCGCCCACAGGGUUGUUUAUCAGGACAUGAAUCGACCUAUGACAGAUUACCUUAUUGCCUCCUCUCAUAACACAUACCUUGAAGCAGAUCAGCUUACUGGAAACAGUAAUGUAGAAAUGUAUAUAACAGCAUUAAAGAAGGGCUGCAGAUGUGUCGAAUUGGAUUGUUGGGAUGGCCCAAACAAAGAACCAAUCAUCUAUCAUGGCUACACCUUAACCUCUAAAAUAUCCUUCCGUAGUGUUAUCAGGGCCAUCAACGACUAUGCAUUUAAAUCUUCGCCGUUCCCUGUAACAUUAUCUAUAGAGAACCACUGUGGUUUAGAGCAGCAGCAAGCAAUGGCUGACAUCAUGUCUUCUGUAUUUGGAAAUAAAUUGUGGUGCCCUCAGACAGAUGUGAUAAAGACCCCUUCACCUGAACAACUGCGCAACAAAAUAAUUGUAAAGGGCAAGAGAUUGCCCCAAUCCACAUCUGGUAGUGAUGAAGUUAGUGAUGAAGAUGAGGCGGCAGAGUUGCCGAAAGAGGCUAUGCAAGUCACCAAACAGAGCAAACCAGCAACGCACCACAAAAUCAAACUUCACCCAGCCCUUAGCGAGGUCACCACCAUGAAAAGUAUCAGCUUUGAAAGGGCAGAAUCAUCAACAGAUCCGUCUUUCAAUGUUUUAUCCUUAAGUGAAAGCAGGUUAGCUAAAAUGAUCCAAACAAAUCCACAGAGCCUCAACAAGCUUUGCCGGAACUGUAUGAUCCGGGCUUAUCCGGCAGGUUCCCGGACAGAUUCCAGUAACUACAACCCAAUCCCAAUAUGGAUACAUGGUGUUCAGCUUGUUGCUUUGAAUUAUCAGACUGGUAGUGAUCCGAUGUUCUAUAAUCAUGGCCUUUUCCUGGAUAACGGUGGAUCAGGAUAUGUCCUCAAGCCAGAUUUUAUGUUAUCAGAAGCUAAGUUCUUAAAAGCUAUUCAGAGUGAAACUAUUAUAAGAAAAUUAACUAUCACAGUGAUAAGUGGUUUUCAGCUACCAAAACCAAAUGACAGUCUUAGAGGUGAAAUUAUUGAUCCAUUUAUUAAAGUUGACAUUUUGGGAGUACCAUAUGAUCUAGCACAGUCAAAAACUAGAGCUAUUUUAAAUAAUGGUUUCAAUCCCAGAUGGUAUGAAACAUUUGAUUUUCUGUUGAGACGUCCAGAGGUGGCACUCUUAAAGUUUACAGUGUUAGAUGAAGAUAUGGGGAAAGAUGAUUUUAUCGGUUACUACUGCCUGCCAGUACGCUGCAUUCAAGAAGGUUUUCGUCAUUUUCCAAUUUAUGACAGUAAUGGUGUUAAGUGCAGUCAAGCAUUAAUUUUUGUGCACAUCACAGUGACAGACACAUGAUAACUGCAUUUAAAAUUGAGGUUCUACCACUUGUUGCAGACUAGUAAAAAAUUGUGCCCAAUAAAACUCAAUAUUGAAAAAAACAUUAAUUACAAUUGGAAUAAGUUUUGUCUCACACUUGAUACUAUACUUUAUUUUCAAUUAUAACUUUGUUUAUAUUUUUAAUGUUACAAACAUUUAUUUACUUUUGUUAAUGUUUAUAAAAUCAACUCCAUACUCUUUAUUUGUUUGUUAAUGUAAUCUCUAAUAAUAUAUAAACUUUAUCUAUACAUACCGUUAUUAUAUAGAUUUACAAAUAUUAAUAUACUUUUAAAAUGUUGCUGUAACUGUAAAUAUUAAUUGGGUUGUGUUGAAUUUAAAAAAUAUUCCAUUUGUAUUUCAUCACCAAUUAUGUUUAAUCACAUCCUAAUUGAUAAGCCCAUUAAAGUUUAAAGCAUUUAUACUGACAGAUCAAAAUGUUUUACAAAAUUUAUAAUGUCACUGAUAUUACAUGUGCUGAUAAGUUGUGCUGUUGAUGAUGGGCACCAUUGAACAUUUUUUCACUACUAAAAUGCCUGUAACUUUAUGUAAAAAAAUGUUAGCAGCUUUCAAUAUGGCAUCUAGAAUCAUUACAAUCUUGGGACAGCUGCAUACAUUUUUCACUUUGGUUGGGAAAGGGGCAAAAAAUAGAGAAAAGAAUUAUUUUUCUAAGGGGUAGAGUGCUUAGAGAUAUAUUUAUGAAUGUAAAUAUGUUUAAAAUUGGCCUAUAUACCUAUGGGUGCCCACAUGAUUUUAUUUAUUUUUCUCCUAUAUGUAUUUUUUUUCCCAUGGCUACAUAUUCGUGGAUCGCCACUAGUAAAAACUAUAUACAAUAGAAAAUAACCAAUUGUUUAUUUAAUUUUGUAGACGCUAUAAAGUGGAAACUAUGCAAGUGAAAUAAAAUUGCUGUUGCAAAGCAAAAGACAAUUCUGUAAUAUUUUAUUUUUAAACUUUACUUUUUCCUUGCUUUUGAAAUGUAAUAUAUGCAAAUUAAAAUUGUUAUAUUUGUAACUUAAUUUAAACAUUUUAUACCCAGUUGAGGGACAUGUCUUUCUUGCAUAAUAAGAAUCUCAUUAUGAUGUCAUACAUGAUUAAUUUAAGCCCUUGACUGUUAAUCUUCUUGACAGAGUAUUAUUAAGAGUUCAAGAUUUAAAAUAAUUGGGUCAGAACAGAAAAUUUUUGUACACUGAUUUAAAUGCCACCUUGUUAAAAAGUCCCUGAACAUUGUUUAUCUACAAAGUUUAAAGACUAAUCGCAUUUAAAAUUUUAUUAAAUUUAUUCAACUGUAGUUAGUUUAGUUGGCCAUAGUUUUUUCUAAAAGAAAUGUAUGAAACCUUUAGCAGUGCAAAUUGUAUCAUAAAUUGAUCAAUUUUUUAGAAUAUUUUGGUACUUGGGUCUGUGUAAUUAGCAUUAGCAAAAAACUAGGUUAGUUGAUUGCAAAAAAAAAAUUCACCAGUUGAGUUAUUUAGUCUCCCAAAGCUUUAGAGAAAACAAAAUCUUCCACUGUGUAUAUAUAAAUGUGCACCAAAUAUAUUGGCAGCAUAUUGAUAUUUGUGAUUUUAUACUUACCUAGUGCACACCUAAGUCUAGUAGAACCCAGUUUCUGGGUUCAGCUGUGGUAGCUGCUUCAAGUACGAUGAACUUUAAUUGCUAACCACACAAUCCAUUAAUAUAUGGAGGUAAAAUAAAACAAAUGUAUCAUACUCUGCCACUGAGUAAAUGUUUUUUACUUGUACAAGGAGCAGGUUGUUUUUAACCUACUAAUCAAGCAUUUCAAUAUAUAUUUUUCUAAUUUGAUCAAUCAUCUCAACAAUUAAAUGGCUCUUAAGUCUUAUUACUAGGCAUUUCACAUGUAUUUUUUUGUAUUGGAAUGUGAAGUAUGUGAUCUAUAUAUAUAUAUAUCAAUUUAAUGUGGUUAAAAAAUGAUUUAGGCAACAAUUUUCAUUAAGUAAUAAAAUAAGGGAGUUUUAACAAAAUUGCA